Molecule: messenger RNA, 795 nt
Organism: Alternaria ethzedia
Lineage: Eukaryota; Fungi; Ascomycota; Dothideomycetes; Pleosporales; Pleosporaceae
Exons: 1
Coding region: 1-795 (264 amino acids)
Source: RefSeq, a predicted model, not a curated record
AUGCGUUACUCCAUCGCCAUCGCUGCCUUCGCCGGCCUUGCCGCUGCCGUUCCCCAAUACGGCGCCUACCCCGCCGCCCCGGCCAGCACCCCCGCUGCCCCGGCCUACCCUGCCUACCCUGCUCAGCCCGAGUCCAGCAAGCCCGCCUACCCUGAGGUCCCUGCUGAGAGCUCCAAGGCUCCUGAGUACCCAGCCUACCCCGCUGAGACUCCCUCCGCUCCUGCUCCUGAGUACCCCGCCUCCAAGACCCCCGAGGUCCCUGAGCACGAGUCCUCCGCUAUGCCUACUCCUUCGGCCUCCAAGCCUGCUGAGUACCCCAUGGAGACUCCUUCCAAGCCCGCUGAGGUUCCCUCCGUCUCCACCAAGACCCCCGAGGUUCCUGAGCACGCCACCUCUGAGGUUCCCUCUUACCCUGCCUCCUCCAUGACCCCUGAGGUCCCCGAGGCCGAGACCACCUCUUGCCUCAGCUCCACCACCAUCACCGUCACCGUCCCCUACCCCACCGGUACUCCCGUCGUUCCUGGUGCUGGCAAGCCCUCCGGCUACCCCAUGGUUCCCGGUGCUGGCAAGCCUUCCGGCUCUGCUCCUUACCCAUCUGCCCCUGCCGGCGGUGCUCCCUACCCCUCUGUCCCUGCUGGCACUGGUGCUCCCCCUGCUGCCGGCACUGGCUACCCCACCAAGACCGGUGGCUACGUCAAGCCCUCCACCCCCGCUGAGUUCACUGGUGCUGCCUCUGCUCUCAACGUCGGUGGCUUCGUUGCCGGUGUUGGUGCUUUCGCUGCUUUCUUCUUGUAA